AUGAAACGAGCUAUCAUACAGUUUACCGUCGCUACAGCGCUCUUGGUCACCAAUGUUCAAUCGCAACCUUUUUCCUCCCAGAUACCCCUCAAACCAGCUCAGAAACCAUGGUCACAGUGGAUGGCCGACAGCAUCAUCAGUCGCGGCGAUGCCCUAAAGGUUGAGCCUAACACCAUGACCUCUACCGUAUUCAAACACGGCAUGUUUCAAUUGGCAUUGGAGCGACUACUGGAGCAUGUUCCCAACGAGCAAUCAAAAGCUCAUUACUUUGAUUAUCUUCAGCAGAGCGUCCAGGCGGAAUUAGGCACACACGGUCUUAGAUAUUACGAUGUGGAACAUACGCACAUUAUCGAUGACUUGCUUCUGGGUCAUGGACUGCUCUACUUACACGAAGUGCUCGGUGAUGAGAAGUACCUGAGCGCCGCGAAGCAGCUGCGCCAGAGCUUGGACACGCAGCCACGCACUGCUGAGGGUAUGUACUGGUAUCGAGCAGACACAUCUCGUCAAGACCUCGAGUAUCCCAACACUCCUGACCAGGCUUUUGUGGAGCAAAUAUACAUGUUCGCUCCGUUCUUGACUCGCUAUACGAAUUUGGUGGAUAUCGGCAACGCAACCGCGGCCUACGACGAUGUUCUUCGCCAAUUCGAGCUCUUCUCAAACCAUUGCGAGCACCAAGACACCCACCUAUGGGCACAGGGCUACGACGAUACCAAGCAAAAACCAUGGGCUGAUCCAGUAACGGGCGCAACACCUGAGAUUUGGGGUCGUGCAAAUGGGUGGAUGACCAUGGCCCUGGUCGAUACACUGGAGCUGCUGCCCGUUUCGCACCGAUCGGAUCUGUGGACGAGACUGCACACUCUGUAUGUUGAUUUGGCCAAGGCUGCAGCCAAAGCCAUAGACCCCGACACUGGAGCUUGGUGGCAGGUAAUGUCCUGGCCGGGACGCGAAGGAAACUUCAUCGAAAGCAGUGCUUCGGGAAUGUUCGUCUACUCCCUGUAUAAGGGUCUGCGUUUGGGGUACUUUGAGGAUGCAGAGGACCAAACAGCAAUUUAUCGCUCUGCGACCAAAGGUUUCCAGGGACUGAUUGAUCAAUUUGUGGUGUAUGAGUCGCAGGGCGCGCUGGGUUUCAACGGCACAGUGCAGGUUCGUGGGCUUGGUGGAAAUUUCUCCUACGAGUUUUACAUCGAUGGAACAAUUGCCUACAAUGAUCUAGAAGGUGCAACCGCCUUCCUCUUCGCCGCGAUUGAGCAUGAAUUGGCUGGAGGCAUUGUUUUGUAA
This is a messenger RNA of Penicillium cataractarum, 1278 nucleotides long. Its product is annotated as putative glycosyl hydrolase family 88. Bases 1 to 1278 code for a protein of 425 amino acids. The transcript is spliced from 2 exons. The record is from RefSeq and is a predicted model, not a curated record. Lineage: Eukaryota; Fungi; Ascomycota; Eurotiomycetes; Eurotiales; Aspergillaceae. Gene Ontology annotation, biological process: carbohydrate metabolic process.